AAAGCACUGCAGUUCUUCGUGGAACGUCUGCGUGAACGACGUCGUCGUGGGAAGGCACACCUGUUGAAGUCUCUCUCCGAUCAGCGCGUGAUUUGGACGUUGCGGCGCCUAAAUCUGUUGCCGAUUAGAAAAGUGCUCCAUCGCGGCUGAGAGUGUUCUCUUUAUUGGCUGUCGUAUACAAGAAAGAAGAAAAAUGAUAACACUCGUGCUUUUCGGUGCUCUUGUGACACUGUCCUCCGCCCAAUUUCAACCACAACCCAGCGGUCGGAUUCUGGAAGCGCCAAAUCCAGGACUUUGCGCACAAAGAAUUAUCCAUCAGCGGUUCAAUGGAAAAGGAUAUUACUUUUCGUGGGCCAAUCAGAGAACGGCUGGCCAGGAGUUGGACUGGUUGUCCGCCAGAAACUACUGCCGACAACGUUGCAUGGAUCUAGUUUCGCUGGAGACUUCUGCCGAGAACGAGUUCGUUAAGAACCGCAUCGUUCAAGAUAAGGUGAAGUAUAUCUGGACGUCUGGUCGUCUCUGUGACUUCAAGGGAUGUGACCGUCCGGAUCUGCAGCCUCUUCACAUCAACGGCUGGUUCUGGACCGCCGAGUUGCAGAAGCUCGCGCCGACCCAUGAUCGCGCUCAAAACGACUGGUCUGAGAGCGGCGGCAUUGGCAAGCCGCAGCCUGACAAUCGGGAGGCUAUUCAGGGCGGCGCUCCCGAGAAUUGUCUGGCGAUCCUUAAUCAGUUCUACAACGACGGUGUGAACUGGCACGAUGUGGCGUGUCAUCACAAGAAACCGUGGGUCUGCGAGGAGAACGAGUCCCUACUGAGAUACGUUCGCUUCACCAAUCCGGGUAUUCGCGUCUAAGAAGAACUUGAAGAAAUGGCAACUUCGUUCAUCAUUGAAACGGGUUUUUACAAACGCGUCCACACGGCAUGUCUGAACAAGCGACUGAAUAGUAUCAUAUAUUAGAACAUCUAUAUUAUUUAUUAUUAUGUAAUCAUAAUUACAUAAUGUAUCUUCACAUAUACUGUCCUAUUUAGAACUUAGAGUAGAAACAUAUCCAUUAUAUAUUUAAAUGCUUUUGCUGGAAAUUUUGAUAGACACACUUUCAGUUUAAGGAACAUCACUAUUUAUAUUCAUGUAGAAACAUAAAGAUGUAAUAAAAUUUAACGUAUAACAAUAGAGACUGCAGGUCAGGAAUUCUCUUAAGAGAUUAUUGUUAGUUCGUAAUAAAUUUUGUGUACACACAUACAUAUAUAAAUAUAUAUUCCCGAAAGAAUAUACAUUUAUAAUUGUAUACGCCAGAAAUAGCAAUAAACUCAUGGACAAUAAAUAA
Molecule: messenger RNA, 1325 nt
Organism: Pseudomyrmex gracilis
Lineage: Eukaryota; Metazoa; Arthropoda; Insecta; Hymenoptera; Formicidae
Exons: 5
Coding region: 194-853 (219 amino acids)
Source: RefSeq, a predicted model, not a curated record